Pseudophryne corroboree (corroboree frog) is the source of this 1221-nucleotide messenger RNA. Its product is annotated as MAGUK p55 subfamily member 4-like. The transcript has 7 exons. Gene Ontology annotation, cellular component: plasma membrane; adherens junction. Bases 97 to 855 code for a protein of 252 amino acids. Lineage: Eukaryota; Metazoa; Chordata; Amphibia; Anura; Myobatrachidae. The record is from RefSeq and is a predicted model, not a curated record.
AUCUGCCUCAGACCAAAGCACCGAGGAGAUGGGUUCAUUGUGCCCGGAGAGAGUGACAAUAGGAGUCUGCAAGACAAAGCCGGGUUCCGGAGAAGCAUGCGUCUUUGUCGCAGAAAAUCCCACAGCACCCAAGUGUCCUGUUACUCGCGAUGCCCCAGCAACUGCUAUCACGCAGUGUCUGCCCCUUAUGAGGAGGUUGUGAGGUAUCAGAGGAGACCCUGUGACCGCCACAGACUCAUAGUACUCCUAGGACCUUCAGGAGUUGGCGUUAAUGAACUCAGAAAGCAGAUUAUUAGUUUAAAUUCCAGCAUAUUUCAGAGUCCGGUUCCACAUACUACUCGCCAUAAGAAGAGUUAUGAAGAGAAUGGUCGGGAAUAUUUCUUUGUAUCUAAAGAGACAUUUGAAAGUCUGGUAUAUAGCCACAGUUUCCUGGAGUACGGAGAACACAAAGGGAAUUUGUAUGGUACAAGUGUGGAGACGGUGAAAGACGUCAUGGAUGCUGGAAAAAUCUGCAUAAUUGAUCUGGAGCCACAGUGUAUUCCAGGGGCCCGAACACAUGAACUUAAACCGUAUAUCAUAUUUAUUAAACCACCAAGCAGACACUGCAUGAGGCAGACCAGAGAGAACGCCCGCAUCAUCACAGAUUACUAUGUGAACCUGAGAUAUAAGGAAGAAGACUUCCAGGAGAUAGAAGAAUCUGCAGCAAAGAUGGAAGCUCAGUUUCAUCAGUUUUUUGACCAUGUGUUGGUGAAUGAUGAUCUGCAGUCGGCUUGUAUCCAGCUCAUGUCCAUUGUCCGGCGGGCACAGGAUGAACCACAGUGGAUCCCAGCAUCUUGGAUCUGCUCCGAUUCAUAAUAGUCAACGAAGUAAAGACGAGUUAUCAAAGGCUUAGCGGCCAUGGGAAUAUUAUGUUACUUAGUGCAGACCUUAGAUAGAGAGGAGCUACUGAGUGUGUAGACGGCAGAGACAGAAUAACCUUUAGCAAGCCAUCAGAAUACUCACAGCAGCACAGAGUAUGUCAGGAGAUGCAGGAAGCAGCCACUUCCUGGAAAAGAGCAGAAAGCACCAGGGAAAAUAACAUCACAGGCAGCAGCCUCCACUCACAAUAAUGCAGGAAGACUGUGCUGUGGAAAUGCAUCUCAUACAGGGAAUGAAAUCAGUGAAUUCAACUUAUUAUUAUUUAUUUAGAACUGAUUCGGCUUAAAUAAUAAAUAGAUUAAC